Messenger RNA from Petromyzon marinus (sea lamprey), 367 nucleotides. Lineage: Eukaryota; Metazoa; Chordata; Hyperoartia; Petromyzontiformes; Petromyzontidae. The record is from RefSeq and is a predicted model, not a curated record.
UUGUGUAUAGUAUUGUGCGUGUAUGCUAUUGUCCCUUACAGCUGAGGUGUCUGCUCAGAGCUGUGGGAUCGCAGCGUAUCCCCAGAUCCGCGUGGUGAACGGCGUGGAGGCUCGUGCCAACUCCUGGCCUUGGCAGGCGCUCGUGCAGAGGUACUCUGGAGGAAGAUGGGUCAACUACUGUGGAGGAACCCUCAUUGAUAGUCAAUGGGUGCUCACCUCUGCGAGCUGCUUCACGAGUGGCUACAGCUACAGGGUGGUGCUGGGAAAGCACAGUGUGUCCACAUCUGAGUUCGGGGAGGUCACCCCUCCAUUGAGCCUGGCCGUCUGGCAUAGCUACUGGAAUCCCAGCAUGCCGGCGAACGGGUGA